AACGCAGAUGAGAGUCGAAUUCAAGAAUCGGAGUAUAAAUUUGCCAUUGAACUGUUACGUUAUGUGACCCGAAAUGGGCACACAUCGUUUGUGAUAUCACCGUUCUCAAUCGCCAUCACCCUAUCGAUCCUAAGCUAUGGUGCUGUCGGUAAUACGCAAGCACAAAUCGAUAAACUGAUAGCAAAUGCUGAAUCCGAUUCGUACAUUGAUACGAUUGCAAAUCAAGCGAACACACGUCCACAAUCAAAAAUUCUCGUCUUCAACGCCGUUUGGAUGUGGGCUGAGUGGAUCAAGAAAUUCAAAAACGAAGAAACCUUUCUGAAGGAUUUCUAUGUGAAUCAAGAUGAAAUCAAACGGGUUAACAUGAUGCCAAUUUGGGCAUACGGCACAUAUCGAUAUGGCGAGAACGCUGAUCUGCAGGUGGUUGGAAUACCGUUCAGUGACGAAGAAACGUACAUGUAUAUAUUCUUAACGAGGGAUAGGUAUGCGGUGUUGAAUGACUUUAUAAAGGAUAUGGAUUAUCAACGGAUUAUCGCUCUGAUAAAUCGAUGUAAAAUCGUGGAUGUUGAAGUUGGUCACUAUUUAACUUAG
Molecule: messenger RNA, 591 nt
Organism: Anisakis simplex (herring worm)
Lineage: Eukaryota; Metazoa; Nematoda; Chromadorea; Rhabditida; Anisakidae
Source: the annotation of a GenBank genome assembly